UUAAUUCCCAUUCACCGCUAGAUUUCCGUUGAUCGAUAUACGAUUUUCCACACGGCACGCUGCGCGUAGUCGUGUUUAUUUACGUCAAUCUCGAAAGUCACUGACAAUCGCAACCUAAUUUUUACUAUGCUACGGAGAUCAGAGACGUAACCUAAGAAGAUGCCAAGUGUCAUUAGUCCGUAGACUUCGAGGAGAUUCAUAAUAUUUUUUUUUUGUACGAGAAAGUUAUAUCACUGAGUUGACAUUAUUGCGUUAUACAUUGCGUAACUUAUACACGUCAUAAAUUCUAAAACAACGACACAUGUCGAUGGUGAUAGAAUUAUUUAAUAAGUUCAACGAGAGCCUGGGAUCAUACAUAUUUUCAAGAUGGAUUGGGAGGUUCAUAGAGGAAUAUCAAACGUCGAGGACGAUUUUCAUCAUUGCCACAAUUUUACUCCUUAUUUUUUUAAUUGCGUCGAUCUUCGUGGUACGAAAAUGGAAGAACAAAGAAUUUUUGCCGGAGGUGAAAGAGUUUGUUGGAGUGGGCACUGGGAAGCCGAGGUUCAGGAAGAGAGACAAGGUUCUCUUUUACGGCAGAAAGAUGUUGCGCAAAGUAAAGUCCAUUGGUGGUCAGGUGCACCCCACUGGACAAGGGAAGAAGAGACGAGCGGUCAUGAGAUUUGCUCGUCGAUUGUUACAACUUAAGAAGGACACUGCCCCGCAACAACUCAAGGUGUUGGAGCCACCGGCUGAAUAUCUGGAGGAAGAUCUGGGGCCUGGCGAGCGAGUACCACCAGAUGCUCUGUACAUGUUGCAAAGUAUUAGAGUUUUUGGCCACUUUGAAAAACCUGUAUUCCUGAAAUUAUGCAAGUACACGGAAAUCAUGACCUUACCUGCUGGCAGUACAUUGUUUAAAAUCGGAGACCCCGACGAGAACUUAUUUAUAGUACAGCAGGGUUUAGUCAAUGUAUAUAUCACUGGACCCGAUGGCUCUCAAAUAUCGUUAAAAGUGGUAAAAACAGGCGAGUCCGUUACCAGUCUUCUUAGCUUUACUGAUGUACUUACCGGGCAUACAAGUACAUACAAAACUGUAUCGGCAAGAGCUGUAGAAGAUUCUGUUGUAGUAAAGUUACCAAUGAGCGCAUUUCAAGAAGUGUUUCAAGAUUAUCCUGAUGCCUUUGUUCGAGUUAUCCAGGUCAUUAUGGUACGGUUGCAGAGAGUUACCUUCACUGCUUUGCAUCAAUAUCUCGGCCUUUCCGCGGAAUUAGUCAAUCAGGGAUCGCACAAGAAGAAACAGAGUCCGUUUUCCGGUUCGCCGGUACGAUCAAGAACCAGAGAGAACUUUGCCUCGCAAAACGUCGAGGGUAUAUACAGUACAUCGGAAGUGCACGAUAUCAGCGACGUUUCUCAACGUGAUGCACUUAAUUCAAGCAUUUCUCAACCUGUGCCCAUCCGACGGAAGAGCAAUGUCGAUUGGAAAAAUCAGGGCUCGGUAGAGAUGGUACCAGAAUGCGACUCUCACUGGGCAACACCACCUCACGCGGCAAUGUCUCAGUCCACACACGGAUCACAUCCAGAAUCCACUCAUUCGGGAAGUACUUAUUCCGGUAAAAAACGCCAGGUCAACGAAGCGGCGCAGCAACAGCAACAACAGCUGGAUGAAGCGCAGCUGGUACAGAUAGCCACUGACGCGUUCGUUCGUGAACUUGGCAUAGAGGACGAGACGGUGCUCAAAGACAAAGUGGAGAUCAGGGAAGUGCCGGCUGGUACUUAUCUGAUGAAAGAAGAAUCUCAUAAGGAUGUCGCACUCGUAUACGUGCUUUCGGGCUCGCUGAUAGUAAGCCAACGCGUAUCGGAAGGUCGAGACGCAGGCCAAGAAGUGCAUAUGUUUAGCGCUCAUCAGGGUGAAAUUGUCGGUGGUUUAGCAGUGCUAACCGGCGAACCAUCCUUUUACACAAUUAGAGCGAAGCAUUCUAGCCGUAUCGCGUUGCUCAGUAAAUUGACGUUCUUCGCUAUCAUGCGGGAACAACCUACAGUCGUGUUGCACGUGGCACAUACCGUCGUUCGCAGAUUAAGCCCUUUCGUGAGACAGGUGGAUUUCGCUCUCGACUGGUUGUUCCUUGAAAGCGGACGGGCCGUUUACAGACAAGGGGAUGAAUCGGAUUCGACAUUCAUUGUGUUGAGCGGACGAUUGCGGUCGGUAAUCACUUACAAAAACGGCAAAAAAGAACCGGUAGCAGAAUACGGAAAAGGUGACUUGGUAGGAAUCGUAGAGAUGGUCACGCAGACUCCAAGGUCGACGACAGUCAUGGCAGUCCGGGAUUCCGAGCUGGCGAAGCUACCGGAAGGUUUAUUCAACGUGAUCAAACUCAGAUAUCCAAUUGUCGUCACGAGAUUAAUCAAUCUUCUCGGUCAUCGCAUACUCGGCACCUGGCAACAAGCACAUACGAAAAAUGGCAGCACUGAUACGCAACGUGCCGCAGCAACGGUUGAUGCUAGACCCGCACAAGUAAACUUUUCGACUGUUGCCAUAGUGCCGGUGUCGGAUGAUGUACCAUUAACUUCCUUUACUUACGAAUUAUAUCAUUCUUUAUGUGCCAUUGGACCCUGUCUUCGUUUAACGUCAGAUGUCGUAAGAAAGACUUUAGGAACGACCAUCAUGGAACCUGCAAACGAAUACCGAUUAACUUCCUGGCUUGCACAGCAGGAAGAUCAGCACAGAAUCUCUUUGUAUCAAUGUGAUUCGAGUUACACGCUAUGGACUCAGCGAUGCGCGAGACAGGCUGAUUGCAUUCUUAUCGUUGGUCUGGGCGAUCGAGCGCCAUCGAUUGGUCGAACGGAACGUGAGAUAGAACGGCUAGUAAUGCGAACGCAGAAAGAACUGGUGCUAUUACACAAGGAACAGAAUGGUCAACGACCAACGAACACCGUUCAGUGGUUGAACAUGAGAUCAUGGGUAUCCAGCCAUCAUCACAUCCAGUGUCCGAAGCGGAUGUUCGCCAGAAGAUCGCUGUACAGAAUUAAUGAAUUAUACUCCAAAGUGCUCACGUCCGAGCCGAACGUACACAGCGAUUUCAGUAGACUAGCGCGAUGGUUGACCGGCACGUCGGUCGGUCUCGUCCUGGGUGGAGGUGGUGCAAGAGGCGCUGCUCAUGUGGGCAUGGUGAAGGCCAUCAUCGAGGCAGGUAUACCCAUAGAUAUGGUUGGUGGUGUCAGCAUCGGCGCCUUUAUGGGUGCGCUGUGGUGCAUGGAAAAGAACAUUACCACUACCACACAAAAGGCUAGAGAGUGGUCUAAGCAAAUGACGCAAUGGUGGCGGCAGAUUAUGGACUUGACUUAUCCGAUGACUUCGAUGUUCUCCGGUAAAGAUUUUAACAAAACGAUACAGCAGACUUUCGGCGACACAUAUAUAGAGGAUUUGUGGCUCCCAUACUUCACUAUAACCACAGACAUCACGGACUCCUGUAUGCGCACGCAUAGACACGGUUUACUAUGGAAAUAUAUUCGCGGCAGUAUGACUAUCGCGGGGGUCUUUCCUCCGAUUUGCGAUCCUCUUGAUGGGCAUCUUUUGGUCGACGGGUGUUAUGUUAAUAACGUGCCAGCUGACGAAAUGUUGCGGCAAGGAGCGCAUCACAUUCUGGCCAUCGACGUCGGCUCACAGGACGACACAGACUUAACGAAUUACGGGGACUCGUUGUCCGGUUGGUGGUUAUUGUGGAAGCGGUGGAAUCCAUUUGCCACACCUGUGAAAGUGCCAAAUCUACCGGAUAUCCAGUCCAGGCUGGCGUACGUGAGCUGCGUGCGCCAGCUGGAGGAGGUGAAGAGUUCGGAUUAUUGCGAGUAUAUCAGGCCGCCGAUCGACAAGUACAAGACCCUCCAAUUUGCCAAUUUCGACGAGAUCAAGGACGUGGGAUACCAACACGGGAAAACGUAUUUCGAAGGUCAAUCAAAAGCCGGAGUUCUGCCUCGAUUCAACGCGGAUCGAGAAAUUGCGAGAGCUUUGCGAGCGAAGUAUCAAGCGGAUAAUCAACAGUCACCCUCUUCAUACACUUUCACCGAUCUCGCACAGAUGGUGUGCAAAGUUUCGCGUGGUAGCCGAUACAUCGAUCUCGAUAUAGAUUCAGAUUCGGACGAACUGGAGGAGUACGAGGCGGACUUGGAAGAAGAUGCGCAAGAAGUAGGAUACGCGUCUGAACCCACUGCCGGUAUUUUAGAUCAGAGCCCUGAGGAUAAUCGCCUGAGACGAAGAACUGGCGUUUCACUUAGUCUGUCUGACACGGAGGCGGAGUCAGAACUAGAGUACCAUCCAAAGAUUUUUUGAAUACCUGUUUUACAAUUAUCGCGAUAUCGUAUAUACUCGUUCAAUGGAAUAAAUUCAACACAAACA
Temnothorax curvispinosus is the source of this 4366-nucleotide messenger RNA. It is a transcript of the gene sws, whose product is annotated as neuropathy target esterase sws. The record is from RefSeq and is a predicted model, not a curated record. Gene Ontology annotation, cellular component: endoplasmic reticulum. NCBI's taxonomy places the organism in Eukaryota, Metazoa, Arthropoda, Insecta, Hymenoptera, Formicidae. Gene Ontology annotation, molecular function: phosphatidylcholine lysophospholipase A1 activity. Bases 302 to 4300 code for a protein of 1332 amino acids. The transcript has 15 exons. Gene Ontology annotation, biological process: phosphatidylcholine metabolic process.